AUGUAGUAGACCCGUUCGGCUGGGUCUACUGCAAGCCACCAUUGGCUUGCCAUUUCUGGAAUAAAAGAAGAAAAAGAGUGAGAUAAAAAUCAUCGGCCUACGGAGGGACGAGGGGGCUUCGGUGUAGAUCUUUUCUCACUCCUCCAAAUGCUGAUCGCCAUCUCUUCUCUAACCCCUUGUUAUUCCUUUCUUCCCCCUCUCACCUCUAUCCCCAGCCCUAAUUCCGCGCGCCGUCGCCUUUUCCUCCUCCCGGCCAAACCUUCCCGCCGCGCUGUCGCAUCGCUGCCCGAACCGUCGGAGGGAGCCAAGGUGGAGUACACGCCGUGGCUCAUCGCGGGCCUCGGUAACCCUGGCAACAAGUACCACGGCACCAGGCACAACGUUGGGUUCGAAAUGGUUGACCGCAUCUCGCAAGACGUGGGGAUUUCUUUGAAUACGCUACAGUCCAAGGCGCUGAUAGGAAUCGGUGCGAUUGGAGAAGUGCCCAUUCUGCUGGCGAAGCCGCAGGCCUACAUGAACUACAGCGGAGAGUCGGUGGGGACACUUGCUGCAUAUUACCAAGUACCACUGCGGCAUAUCCUACUGAUUUAUGAUGAAAUGAGCUUACCAAAUGGUGUCAUGAGGCUUCAACCUAAGGGUGGUCAUGGACAUCAUAAUGGGGUAAAGAGCGUCAUGGAGCAUUUGGAUGGUUGCCGUACCUUUCCUCGCCUUUGCAUAGGGAUUGGCAAUCCACCUGGAAAAAUGGAUAUGAGAGCUUUCCUGCUACAGAAAUUUAGUGCAGAGGAACGCGAGCAGGUGAAUGCUGCUCUGGAUCAAGGGGUGGAGGCUGUGAGGACUCUUGUACUCAAAGGUUUCAAUAGUAGCAUUGACCGGUUUAAUUUGGUGCAGAAGUACAAGCACCACAAAGUUUGAGAUUGCCAGCAGAUAUUUAUUCGGGGAAGAAACUUGUGUAAAGUCUGUUUGAGCUGAUGCAUACACUGAUCCACCAGUUUACAAAUUUUAGAGGGUGAACAUCGUCAGCUUCAAUGUAUAUGACCAGUUGUGGGGGGGGGGGGGGUGGGUGGGGGUUUGUGGAGGGACUAUAAUACUCUUGUAGAGCAAGAUAAUCUCGUAGAAAAAGACUGGUGUUCUGUAAACAUUAUUCUUUGAGAAACAGCAUGCUGAAAAAGUGUAUUGCUAUAGUUUUAGAACAGACCAACUAUUCUUGAGGUUAUGCUCAAACAGACCGGAGCGUAAGGAAGCCACCUCAAAGUCACAGCAGAUAUGUGGUAGGAGGCCCUUUGAUUCUGAGCGGAUGAUAUGCUGGAGGAAGCGUCUUGAUCUCUUCAACCCUUUCCCCCUGUUUCUUUAUCUCUUGGUUGUUAGCAAAGGCCGGAGGGCAUCUGAAUGUCUGAUGGGGUUUUUCGAGCAAAAUCUCAAUAAUUACAGUUGUUAGUUGACAAGCAAAA
Messenger RNA from Elaeis guineensis (African oil palm), 1448 nucleotides. Its product is annotated as chloroplastic group IIB intron splicing facilitator CRS2, chloroplastic. The record is from RefSeq and is a predicted model, not a curated record. Gene Ontology annotation, molecular function: peptidyl-tRNA hydrolase activity. NCBI's taxonomy places the organism in Eukaryota, Viridiplantae, Streptophyta, Magnoliopsida, Arecales, Arecaceae.